This is a messenger RNA of Lasiosphaeria miniovina, 3683 nucleotides long. RefSeq lists its product as uncharacterized. The record is from RefSeq and is a predicted model, not a curated record. Gene Ontology annotation, cellular component: cytoplasm; nucleus. Gene Ontology annotation, biological process: protein phosphorylation; negative regulation of G2/MI transition of meiotic cell cycle. NCBI's taxonomy places the organism in Eukaryota, Fungi, Ascomycota, Sordariomycetes, Sordariales, Lasiosphaeriaceae. Gene Ontology annotation, molecular function: protein tyrosine kinase activity; ATP binding. The transcript has 2 exons. Bases 1 to 3546 code for a protein of 1181 amino acids.
AUGUCAUACACAAAUGGGAGCGGGGGAACACUUACGCUUCCCUCGCCGACGCAUGCCCACCGCGUCGACGUUAGCUCUGCGGUUCGAUCAUUGCGAAGGUCGCUUUCGAGAUCCCCCUCAAAAUUCAGGCUUUCAGGAACUACCUCUCCAACCCCAGAGCCCAGCGUCGGCUAUCACGCUUCGACGCCCUCAUUUUCAGGCCAGUUUGGAAUCACCCACAUUCACCAAACUUCAACCACCCCAACGGGACCCACACCACAGCCCCCGUUUUUGACACCACAACCCGCAGCCCUCGCGACUCCAUUUAAAUCCAACGCGAAGCUUUCAAUGCGCCCUGCGCGAUCCAAGGCAGUAACUGGACGACCUUUGUCGCGCACCCGCGUGUCGCCCAAAAGCCCCCUGAAACGGGUUUUUGGCCCUUCCCACGAUUCAGGAAAUCCGAUCCGGUCAUCGGUUUCUGGACCUGAAGCCCGUGGCCAGGAAAACCCCUCCUUCGCCGAGUUCGCGCUCACACUGAGCCCCGCAUCGCGUCGCAAUCUCGAGAAGCCGUCGCGUCACUCUAUGCACCUGGAUGUUUCUGGAUCAUCGAAGCACGGCCUGACUAAGUUUUUCGGAAGUAACGCCGAUUUGUUCUCCUCAACGUCUGUCAGCCCGCUAAAGCGGAGCGACGCGACAAUGAGUCUGGAUCAGACCGAUCCUGGCAGCCCGGUCGCAAAGCGACGCAGUCUCCAUGGCGUGUCCAGUUUGGGCAGCGAGUUCAGCAUAUUCGACUAUCGCCCUCCUGUGAUGCAGCAAGGAUGCGACAUACACGACGAGACGAACCACGAGUACCAGCUAACGGGUUCUUGCGUGCCGACCCAGUUUCGAGAGCCUCUUGCUUCUCCAACCCCGUCGGCCGUGCCCAAGCGGACGUCGUCGCUGCGAAAGAGCACAUUGCAACAACGGCAUGGCGACAGCCGGACGUCUUGGGGCCGGCGCGCGGGAGAAAAGCAGCUCGCGCAGAUCUCGAGCGAGCCUGCUGCCACACCUGCAGCCAGGAGCAGCAGACCUCGCCUAUCUCUCGACCAAUAUCUCCCCCCCGAUGAACGUGGAAGCCCAUUCACUUCGCAAUCUCCUCUUCCAAACCCGUCUAUCCACCCUGUCCAGCGGAACUCCGGCCAUCCUCACCCUUUGUCCCGGACGAUGACGCAGUCGUCUUCCGGCUCCAGCCUUCCUGACGACUCUCCCACCCACGUUCCGAUUCACGUUGGUGAGAAGCCACGAGUGCUACUGAACUUCUCCAAGUCGUUGCCUCCAGGCGCACCUCGUCCCAUCAACGACUCAGAGCCGGUAGCUACGCCACAGUAUAAGCGAGCCAAACCCUUUCAGGCAGCUUUCAUGUCUACGGGCUUGAUCUCGAAGAUGAACAGAAAUCCAGAGCUCGGACCGCCGCAGAAGCCGGGCGUGAAAGUUGCCAUGCCUGAUACGCCUUGCAAGAAGCAGCCCUACAACUCGGCGACAUACCCACCACAGUUUGGCAGUGGACGGCGAGGAUCGCGGCCAUCAUUUGGCAGCCCGUCAACACCGUUCGGGUCGACGCCUUUCGGUCCACCAUCGGGCCCGAUUCGGGGAAACCCUUUUGGGGUCCAAGACAAACCGAGCGGGCUCUUCUUCCAAGUGAGCUCUGGGCAUAAUCGGAAGUCCAGCUUGUUGGGCUUGGAUGGCGAUGACCAGACUGAGCUCCCUGGACAAUGCGACGACUUCCCACCGACCCCGACGAAGAACCUAUUCUUCAAAUCUUUCAGCACACCGGCGCAGGGCACACAGACACCAGCUGUCUCAAGGGCGUACCCCCGCACAACAUCGAUUUCUGGCUUGGGCAAUGAACAACCGGUUCCGAACUCGAGUUGUAAGUCUCAGACCCCUCACGAGACUCCCAGGGAUAGUGGGCAGAAACAGAAUGACCGGCCUCUCGAAGCCGUCGUUCGCCCUUCUACCCCAAAUCCUCGGGGCUCUCCGCGCUUGAGUCUUUCUCUCUCUUCUCUGGGUGGCUACCGGGCGCGGCAGAAGCUCUUUGCUACUCCAGUGCCACCCACCAAGUCCACUCCGUCGGUAUAUGUGGUGGAUAACCAGGCAAGGCUAUACGAAGUGGCCCAGACUGACCCUGCCGCUAUAGCGAGCCCUUUAAAUCUCGAAGACUUUGCGGUGGCUUCAUCACCACAGACUCCGCAGGAUUCCAUGGCGCCCCCUGACGCGAGUCGUCUAGCUAUCUCCAACUCUCGGGAUGGCGCGAGCCGAUCUGUUCGGCCACCUGCGACCCCAACGACACACUCGCGCCAGGUGAUGGAGGUUCCCAAUCGGCGAAUGAGCAUCACUCCUCAGAACGGCCAUGGCCCCAAAGACAUUGACGAAUCUUUGGUCCGUCGCUUUGAUACAUCAGAAGUGAUUGGAAAAGGCGAAUUUUCCCAGGUUUACCGGGUCGUGAAGUCGACCAUCCCCAUGUCGCUUUUUGUAGACACGCCGAGCAAACGCACUCCGUCUACUCCGGAUUACGAGGCAGUCUACGCAGUGAAGAAGGUACGCCUUCCGGCACACGGCGCAAAGGAACGCGAGUCCAAACUGCAUGAGGUUGCCAUCUUGAAGGCCUUGGGCAACUCCAUGCACAUCGUGCAUUACAUGGACAGCUGGGAGAUGAAUGGCUACCUCUAUAUCCAGACAGAAUACUGUACUGAGGGUAGCCUGGAUGGAUUCCUGAAGGCAGCCGGCCAGGCUGGAAGGUUGGACGACUUUCGAAUUUGGAAGAUCCUUUUCGAAAUCGACCAGGCGAGGUUUAUCCACCUCGACAUCAAACCCGCGAACAUCUUGGUCAAUUUUGAUGGCUAUCUAAAGAUAGCCGAUUUUGGCAUGGCCGCGCAGUGGCCGGCACCCAUGGGGAUUGACGGCGAGGGGGACCGCGAAUACAUCGGCCCCGAGAUCCUUCGGGGUCGGUUUGAUAAACCUGCAGACGUAUUCGCCCUUGGUCUCAUCAUCCUGGAGAUUGCCUGCAACGUUUAUCUUCCGGACAAUGGCCCAACCUGGCAGGCGCUCCGAAAUGCGGACAUGUCCAUGGUUCCGACUCUCACAUGUGGCAAGGCAAGCGCGAUUGUCCGAGAUGCCAACGGCGUUCCUAUUGAGCACGACUCGAAUAACGCCAACGCACAGGAAGGUGGGACUCCAAAGCCGAAAACGGGGCUCGGAGCCUACGGGAGGCGUCGCGGAUUCCCAUUUGAAGCCAUGACUCAUGAUCCGAGUAAUCUCUUUGGGCCACAGAAGAGAAGCGAGUUGUUGGAUCCGCCAACCUUUAUGACAGACCCGGCUGACGCCAAUUCGCUGGACAGCAUCGUCAAGUGGAUGAUCCAGCCCAACCCAGCCGAUCGCCCGACUUCCCAGAAGCUGCUGAUGUCGGCGCCUGUCUGUUGGGUGUCGUCCCGUCGGGCUGCCGGCGCGACUGUGUAUGAAGGCAACUGGGGCCCUCAGCCUGGACCAUCGGCUGAGGAGCUCGUCGAUACCGAGAUGACGGAUGUUUGAGAUCACGAUAUUGGCCUUCUGAUCUUGGAGCAUCCAUCUUUGCUCUGCGAGCCUAUAUCGCUCAGAUACUGGAUACAGCGUCACUUUGGGCGCGAAAUCACCAGGAGCAUAUGUGUGUCUACUACGGAACUUGAAUU